Messenger RNA from Recurvomyces mirabilis, 426 nucleotides. RefSeq lists its product as uncharacterized. Lineage: Eukaryota; Fungi; Ascomycota; Dothideomycetes; Mycosphaerellales; Teratosphaeriaceae. The transcript has 3 exons. The record is from RefSeq and is a predicted model, not a curated record. Bases 1 to 426 code for a protein of 141 amino acids.
AUGUCGAAUCAGCUUAUUGAUCAAUUUGGCAGUGGCGAUGCGAAGCGAUAUCCCGGCGACACAUUCCAGAAGGAAUCAAAGGAACCAUUUCACGAGAGUAGCAAGCCUCACGCUCAUGAGGUUCUGGACUCUAAGGAUCAGAGGUCUUUGAAGAACAAGUUGGCCAGAUAUGAACAUGACGAACACACUAGCCAUGAACAGGCGGCACCGGUCCAUUUCGUGAGUGAAGAAACGGCAAUGCGCAAUGAGAUUCAUCCUGAUGAGAACAAACCACAGAAGGAGCACGAAAAGAAGGGUGCGAUAAUAGACAGGCAGCUAGCAGAGGAAGACACGGCCAAGUCGGCAGAAAUGGAUGCAAAGAUUCAGGCAAAGAAAUGCCACGAGCAUAAACGUCACAAGGAGCAUAGACAAAGUAAGCAGCUCUAG